UAUGUUUUAGUUAUUUACUGCUAAAUACUGUAUAAUAAUAAUACCAUUACUACUAGUUUUUAGACAAUAGUCUAACUUAAGUGUUAUUCAACCGUCAAGUUAUAUAUAUAUACCCGUAUUUGUGGCCAUCACUGACCAUCACUGAUCCAAUAACCUAACCAUGUUUUGUCUACCGUUUUGCGUGUCCUGCGAAACAAUGUUAACACUGAUGCCCGGACUGUUGGCCAUGUUUUGGCCAGUAGUGGUGGCAGUGUUUGGAGCCGAAACACUGAUGCGCCAGUCGUUAAUCAUUUGUCUGUACUUUGUGGUCAGCGAUAUGUUCGGACAGUUUUGGUCGAAAACUUUUCGGACCGAUUACCGUGCGGUCGCACCGGCCGUAAACCUUGUCAUACUGUUGACACUGUUUGGCCAGUCGUAUGUUCGCACACCCGGUCUGAUCAUAACAGUGUGCGGUUUUUUGGUCACCAAUUUGGCUCCGGUUAUACUAUGGAUCGAAGUACGCCAAUCGGUUAAGUUGGUCACCAAUUUUGGCCAAUAUAUGGCCCAAGAGAUUAGCUCCGCCGACGACGACGAUGACAGUGAUAGCAAUUUGCCGUCGAAACAAUUUAUCCUAAAGUGUGCCGUUUUGGCCGCAACAGUGGCCAGUCAUGUCUUAGGCUUUGUGUUGAUCGGAUGGGCGCUGACCAGUGCCCGGACUCUAUUGUUUACUUAUGCGGCCAUAAUAUUGGUGUGCUUUCAAUUGGUUCAACUGGUGGUCACCUAUUUUGUUGAAGAUGGUAUUAUCUCUGAUCCGGCACUAGUAUUUGUGAUGUCGUGUUUUGCACUCUACCUGUCCGUCUACGAGGACAACAUCAAGACUAAUAUCAACGCCAAUAUCACCAGUGAUACGGAAUGGUUGGAAAGUCGACUGUCAUUUACGGGCAAAUCAUUGAUAUACCAAUUAUUAUCGCUGCCGGAUGUGAGCACAGUUUACAUUAAUGAAGGCCUGCGUUGGGCUAAACACCACUACGGCCUAUGGUUUUGGUUGGCACUGAUUAUACGUAUAACUUGUGUGAUCACGUGGCUCAUUGACCACUAUGAUGGCCAAUUCAAUCAGGAUAAUGAUAAUGAGGGUUGGCUAACUUCCGGUAAUGACUACGACGACGACGACUCGGAUGACCACCCGAUUGUCCUUCGUUUCCUGCGCUACAUACCGGCCCUGACUGUCAUCAAAGUGGUUGUCAUUAUUAUCUAUACACAAACACUGUUACAACAGUUACCGAUUGUCGAGGACAGUUGGCCAUCGGUCUGUCCGCAGGCCUAUCAAUCUCUACUACGGCUCAUACAGUGUUUUGCUUUAGGCAUACAUUACUUUCAUACACUUUAUGUGUCGACCGGCGAUCAUUACGAUAGCAUUUAUUAGGUAGUAGUAGUAGUAGUAAUAGUAUUAGUUUCUAUUAAUUCACAUAUAUAAUCACUCACCCACUCAAAUACAUGGACACA
Oppia nitens is the source of this 1482-nucleotide messenger RNA. RefSeq lists its product as uncharacterized. The record is from RefSeq and is a predicted model, not a curated record. The transcript has 7 exons. NCBI's taxonomy places the organism in Eukaryota, Metazoa, Arthropoda, Arachnida, Sarcoptiformes, Oppiidae. Bases 161 to 1402 code for a protein of 413 amino acids.